UAUACAGCAUACUGUACAUUCCAUAAGCAUAUAUUCCAUGCCCACGUCCAAGGCUUUGGAAACAGAAACAUGCUUGCUGAAAACCACAACUGUAUUGCCUGAAUUCCUGCAGCAUUUAAUAUUCCUUUUGUUUGUGUCCCAUGGAAAAUAGCACCUCUAAUCUUGGUGGCUGCAUCGUUUUAACUGCAUAGAGGGCAGGUGUCUUUUGGAAUUAGGAUUAAAGAACGUGCAGUAAAGAGAAAGCAUCGAAGACACCAUCACGAAAGAAGAUGAUGGCAUGUCCAGUUUCUACUCUGAAGCAAUAUAUUUUUGCCUCUUCUGUAUAUAUUUGGAAAGGAAGAGCUGACAGCAAAAACAAAAACAAGCCAGAAACUAAACUCAUGAUUGGCGAGAUCCCACACAGUAUCAACCUUGAAGGAACCAAAGCCGGAGGCAUGUGCUUUGUGGGAUCUACUUAACCACUUAUUCAACAACUAUGCACUGAGCACUCUCGCCGUCCUGGAGUGACGGUCACACAUUGCAGAUAAGACACGGUCCGACCAACAAGGACUUAGCAGUCCAGGAACUUGGAAGAAAAGCACCUGGUGGUCACAGAGCAUGAGGAUUAUACUAAUAAGAAGAUUAAAAGAAAGUUCAGCUCACACAGCCCCAGAUAAUCACAAAUAUUCCCACAACUCCAUGCUGUGUGCUGCAGGCUGGUCCUGAACCCAGAUCUCUGGCUGAGAGGAUGGGGGCAGAUGGGGAAACAGUGGUUCUGAAGAACAUGCUCAUUGGCGUCAACCUGAUCCUUCUGGGCUCCAUGAUCAAGUCUUCAGAGUGUCAGCUGGAGGUCACCACAGAAAGGGUCCAGAGACAGUCAGCGGAGGAGGAGGGAGGCAUUGCCAACUACAACACAUCCCGCAAAGAGCAGCCUGUGGUCUUCAACCACGUGUACAACAUUAACGUGCCCUUGGACAGCCUCUGCUCCUCAGGGCUAGAGGCCUCUGCUGAGCAGGAGGUGAGUGCAGAAGAUGAGACUCUGGCAGAGUACACAGGCCAGACCUCAGACCACGAGAGCCAGGUCACCUUUACACACAGGAUCAACUUCCCCAAAAAGGCCUGCCCAUGUGCCGGUUCAGCCCAGGUGCUGCAGGAGCUGCUGAGCCGGAUCGAGAUGCUGGAGAGGGAGGUGUCGGUGCUGAGAGACCAGUGCAACGCCAACUGCUGCCAAGAAAGUGCUGCCACAGGACAACUGGACUAUAUCCCUCACUGCAGUGGCCACGGCAACUUUAGCUUUGAGUCCUGUGGCUGCAUCUGCAACGAAGGCUGGUUUGGCAAGAAUUGCUCGGAGCCCUACUGCCCGCUGGGUUGCUCCAGCCGGGGGGUGUGUGUGGAUGGCCAGUGCAUCUGUGACAGCGAGUACAGCGGGGAUGACUGUUCCGAACUCCGGUGCCCAACAGACUGCAGCUCCCGGGGGCUCUGCGUGGACGGGGAGUGUGUCUGUGAAGAGCCCUACACUGGCGAGGACUGCAGGGAACUGAGGUGCCCCGGGGACUGUUCGGGGAAGGGGAGAUGUGCCAACGGUACCUGUUUAUGUGAGGAGGGCUACGUUGGUGAGGACUGCGGCCAGCGGCAGUGUCUGAAUGCCUGCAGUGGGCGAGGACAAUGUGAGGAGGGGCUCUGCGUCUGUGAAGAGGGCUACCAGGGCCCUGACUGCUCAGCAGUUGCCCCUCCAGAGGACUUGCGAGUGGCUGGUAUCAGCGACAGGUCCAUUGAGCUGGAAUGGGACGGGCCGAUGGCAGUGACGGAAUAUGUGAUCUCUUACCAGCCGACGGCCCUGGGGGGCCUCCAGCUCCAGCAGCGGGUGCCUGGAGAUUGGAGUGGUGUCACCAUCACGGAGCUGGAGCCAGGUCUCACCUACAACAUCAGCGUCUACGCUGUCAUUAGCAACAUCCUCAGCCUUCCCAUCACUGCCAAGGUGGCCACCCAUCUCUCCACUCCUCAAGGGCUACAAUUUAAGACGAUCACAGAGACCACCGUGGAGGUGCAGUGGGAGCCCUUCUCAUUUUCCUUCGAUGGGUGGGAAAUCAGCUUCAUUCCAAAGAACAAUGAAGGGGGAGUGAUUGCUCAGGUCCCCAGCGAUGUUACGUCCUUUAACCAGACGGGACUAAAGCCUGGGGAGGAAUACAUUGUCAAUGUGGUGGCUCUGAAAGAACAGGCCCGCAGCCCCCCCACCUCGGCCAGCGUCUCCACAGUCAUUGACGGCCCCACGCAGAUCCUGGUUCGAGAUGUCUCUGACACCGUGGCUUUUGUGGAGUGGAUUCCCCCUCGAGCCAAAGUCGAUUUCAUUCUCUUGAAAUAUGGCCUGGUGGGCGGGGAAGGUGGGAGGACCGCCUUCCGCCUGCAGCCUCCCCUGAGCCAAUACUCAGUGCAGGCCCUGCGGCCUGGCUCCCGCUACGAGGUGUCAGUCAGUGCCGUCAGAGGGACCAAUGAGAGCGAUUCUGCCACCACUCAGUUCACAACAGGGAACAGCUCCCACCUACAGGGGUGCCCUCGGUGGCCGCAGUCUUCUAGAGAGAUCGAUGCCCCCAAGAACUUGCGAGUUGGUUCUCGCACAGCAACCAGCCUUGACCUCGAGUGGGAUAACAGUGAGGCCGAAGUUCAGGAGUACAAGAUUGUGUACAGCACCCUGGCGGGUGAGCAAUAUCACGAGGUACUGGUCCCCAAGGGCAUUGGUCCAACCACCAGGGCCACCCUGACAGAUCUGGUACCCGGCACUGAGUAUGGAGUUGGAAUAUCUGCCGUCAUGAACUCACAGCAAAGCGUGCCAGCCACCAUGAAUGCCAGGACUGAACUUGACAGUCCCCGAGACCUCAUGGUGACAGCCUCCUCGGAGACCUCCAUCUCUCUCAUCUGGACCAAGGCCAGUGGCCCCAUUGACCACUACCGAAUUACCUUUACCCCAUCCUCUGGGAUUGCCUCAGAAGUCACUGUACCCAAGGACAGGACCUCGUACACACUAACAGAUCUAGAGCCUGGGGCAGAGUACAUCAUUUCCAUCACUGCUGAGAGGGGUCGGCAGCAGAGCUUGGAGUCCACUGUGGAUGCUUUCACAGGCUUCCGUCCCAUCUCUCAUCUGCACUUUUCUCACGUGACCUCCUCCAGUGUGAACAUCACUUGGAGUGAUCCAUCUCCCCCAGCAGACAGACUCAUUCUGAACUACAGCCCCAGGGAUGAGGAGGAAGAGAUGAUGGAGGUCUCCCUGGAUGCCACCAAGAGGCAUGCUGUCCUGAUGGGCCUGCAACCAGCCACAGAGUACAUUGUGAACCUUGUGGCUGUCCAUGGCACAGUGACCUCUGAGCCCAUUGUGGGCGCCAUCACCACAGGAAUUGAUCCCCCAAAAGACAUCGCAAUUAGCAAUGUGACCAAGGACUCAGUGACGGUCUCCUGGAGCCCUCCUGUUGCAUCUUUCGAUUACUACCGAGUAUCAUAUCGACCCACCCAAGUGGGACGACUAGACAGCUCAGUGGUGCCCAACACUGUGACAGAAUUCACCAUCACCAGACUGUACCCAGCUACCGAAUAUGAAAUCAGUCUCAACAGCGUGCGGGGCAGGGAGGAAAGCGAGCGCAUCUGUACUCUCGUGCACACAGCCAUGGACAACCCUGUGAAUCUGAUUGCUACCAAUAUCACUCCAACAGAAGCCUUGCUGCAGUGGAAGGCACCAGUGGGUGAGGUGGAGAACUACGUCAUUGUUCUUACACACUUUGCAGUUGCUGGAGAGACCAUCCUGGUUGACGGAGUCAGUGAGGAAUUUCGGCUUGUUGACCUGCUUCCUAGCACCCACUAUACUGCCACCAUGUAUGCCACCAAUGGGCCUCUCACCAGUGGCACCAUCAGCACCAACUUUUCUACUCUCCUGGACCCUCCGGCAAACCUGACAGCCAGUGAAGUCACCAGACAAAGUGCCCUGAUCUCCUGGCAGCCUCCCAGGGCAGAGAUUGAAAAUUACGUCUUGACCUACAAAUCCACCGACGGAAGCCGCAAGGAGCUGAUUGUGGAUGCAGAAGACACCUGGAUUCGACUGGAGGGCCUGUUGGAGAACACAGACUACACGGUGCUCCUGCAGGCAGCACAGGACACUGCGUGGAGCAGCAUCACCUCCACCGCCUUCACCACAGGGGGCCGGGUGUUCCCUCAUCCCCAAGACUGUGCCCAGCAUUUGAUGAAUGGAGACACUUUGAGCGGGGUUUACCUCAUCUUCCUCAAUGGGGAGCUGAGCCAGAAAUUACAAGUGUACUGUGAUAUGACCACCGACGGGGGCGGCUGGAUUGUAUUCCAGAGGCGGCAGAAUGGCCAAACUGAUUUUUUCCGGAAAUGGGCUGAUUACCGUGUUGGCUUCGGGAACCUGGAGGAUGAGUUCUGGCUGGGGCUGGACAACAUACACAGGAUCACAUCCCAGGGCCGCUAUGAGCUGCGCGUGGACAUGCGAGAUGGCCAGGAGGCCGCCUUUGCCUCCUACGACAGGUUCUCUGUCGAGGACAGCAGAAACUUGUACAAACUCCGCAUAGGAAGCUACAACGGCACUGCAGGGGACUCCCUCAGCUAUCAUCAAGGACGCCCUUUCUCCACAGAGGAUAGAGACAAUGAUGUUGCAGUGACUAACUGUGCCAUGUCGUACAAGGGAGCGUGGUGGUAUAAGAACUGCCACCGGACCAACCUCAAUGGGAAGUACGGAGAGUCCAGGCACAGUCAGGGCAUCAACUGGUACCAUUGGAAAGGCCACGAGUUCUCCAUCCCCUUUGUGGAAAUGAAGAUGCGCCCCUACAACCACCGUCUCAUGGCAGGGAGAAAACGGCAGUCCUUACAGUUCUGAGCAGUGGGCAGCCGCGAGCCAACCAAUCUUUUCUGUCAUUUGUUUGUAUUUUAUGAUAUGAAACAAGGGGGGAGGGUAAUAGCAAUGUGUUUUGCAACAUAUUAAGAGUAUGUGAAGGAAGCAGGGAUGUAGCAGGAAUCCGUUGGCUACCAUCUGCUCUUGGUUUCUGCUGCCCUGGAGCCUGACCCUCAGUCUCCAUUCUCCCUUCUACCCAGGCCUCCUCAACCUUCACCUCCUUUCCCACCAAGGAGGAGAAGUAGGAAGUUUUCUUAAAGGGCCAAUUCAAAGCCAAGUCAUGGGGUGCAGAUUGUUAUGGUGACAGGCGCACACCUUUUUCUACCCUUCUUCUGAGAUGUCCUCUGCCUUCCAGCUAUAUGUGAUUUUGUCACAGCCUGACAUGGCCAGGUUCUCACAUUGGCCCAGAAAAAAAGAGCCUCAGCAAGAGAGGUUUGCCAACAAUUCCCCUUAAAAGGAAACAGAUCAACUAUACUGCAUCCCAACAACCCAGGUUCUUUCCCCUCCUUCCUUCCUUCCUUCCUUCCUCCUUUCCUUCUUUCCUGCCUUCCCUCCUUCCCUCCCUUCUUUCUUUCUUUCUUGACAGUAUCUCACUCUUGCUCAGGCUGGAGUGCAGUGGUGCAAUCUCAGCUCACUACAGCCUCGACUUCCUGAGCUUAAGUGAUCCUCUCAUCUCAGCCUCUUGAGUAGCUGGGACCACAGGCAUGAGCCACCAUACCUGGCUGAUUUUUCUUUUAUUUUUUUGUAGAGUUGGGGGUCUCACUGUGUCGUCCAGGCUUGUCACAAACUCCUGGCCUUGAACAAUCCUCCCACCUCAGCCUCCCAAAAUGCUGGGAUUACAGGAUACAGCCACUGAUUACAACCCCAAGUCCUUUAUAAUGGGCCAAAGAUUCUCAUCUUCUGACACUCUUACUAUACCAGCCACAUGUCCUGUUACCUUUCAAGAACAGUGGCUCUUUUCUGGCCCUAAUGGAGCCUUUUGCCUAAUCCCAUCCUGUCUUAGACCCCAGAGCCUCACAAGCCCAACCAGCAUUUUGGAAUCUAGUUCCCAAGGCAUUGCCUGCUCCUGGCCCUGGGUGGCACAGUGGCUAUGUGCCUGUGAGUCAUCAGCCACUGCCCCCACCCUCAGGUCAGACAGUCACUUUCUGCAAAGGUAGGAGGGGGAGAUGGUUGUAGUUUUUAGCACUUUUGGGUCAGGCAUUGAAGAAAGGACUGAAGAAGUCAAAAUCAGGGUACUGCCGUAGAGAUUAUAGUUUCCAUGGGAAACACAGAUCUUCCCUAGCCCUGUUUUCUCCAUUUCUGGUCCUAUUUGUCACAGAUUCUUUUUUUCUGAAUUGCAAACCGAAGGCCUCAUAUCUGUCUUCACCCAAGCCCUCCUUAGUGUAGGUGGCUUAAUAAGAGUCAGAAGAAGAAGGUAUAUGCCCAGAGAGCUAUACCCCUGACUGAUACUCCUGGAAAGAGGUUGAAUUGUUUUUUCUUUUUUGGUCCUAUGGGAAACAGAAAUGACCUUCCUAAUGAGGUAAGAUCAUGAGACGCCUUUCCAUCUUCUUUUAUUAUUCUGCCUUGGAAAGGAAAAAUGACAACAGCCAAAGGAAAUUACAUCCAGAAAUCCAAAGGUGAAUAGGUGAUAACUGUGGGCCUACUUCCCAUUUUAUGAGAUGCACUGUCUUCACUAGCAUGAUUUGAUUCUUAAGCCCAAGAGAGCUAGAGGCUCUAGAAGCCACGACCUUUCAAUUUCUCCUCCAAAUCAAAUAUCAGCAACCAUCCCCGCAACAUCUGCCCAAAUCCAUGCCCAGUUCCCUGAGCUGUCUUCUCCCUUUCCUCUCCCAUUCCUCAAGGCCCAGCACCAUUUUCUGUAGUGCCUAUGUUUGUCUGACCAGGGCAGUGUGUACCUUUGCCAACCAGUUACUGGAUGAGCCUGAGUGUUGGCAAUUUUCUAAUGGAAACAUCCUCACUCUUACCAAGCUUUGAGAACCAGGAUGAACAGUCCCUUGGGCUGACCAUCAUGCCUCGGACCUCAUGGGGAUGCAGCCAGCCACCGUUGAAUGGAGGCACUCUCCUUGCCGCAGGCUUCUAGGCUUUGUUCACUGCUGCAGUGUGGAUGUGACAGGCAUACCCUGUAAAACCUGGGCGCCACUUGCAUUUCUCAGUUCACCAUGGGCUUCAACAAACUGGGAUGAGGAAAAAACAGAAACAGAUCCUUUCAACAAGCAUAUAAAUUACAGAAGACUUACCUAGAGACGGGGCAACAAUGAAUAGUAGGAAGCACAUUGCAUGGGAAACUUGAGGGCCGAGGUACAGGCCAACAGCUGUCAUCUUAGCUACGUGACAUCGACUGGGUUGUUUCACCUCUCUGGGCCACAGUUUCUUCAUCUGUCAGAUGAGAGAUUAGACUAGAAUGAGUUCUAAUUUCCCUUUCAGUUUUGACAGUCAACGAUGUUAAUCUGUGAUCUGAAAACCUGAGUAGAAAUUGGCAUGGUGGGACAGCACACUUAGGUAAUGAAAAUUCACUAGACUCCCUGUUUCAUGAGGAAAGAAGGAAGGAAGGAAGGAAGGGGAGGGAGGAAGGGAAAGAAAAGAGAGAGAUUGAUUCAGGAGUCAUAAGUAAAACACACACACACACACACGGAGCAUGCCGAGUGAGAGGCUGAACUCUUUUUGUCCAUAAAAACAGAGACCAGGUACCUGGGUGGUGCCAGCACAGCCCACUUCAUCAAGGAAUUUGAAAUGGAAAAAGAUUAUGUGUUGUCAAUUCAGGUGAAAGUCAAGAAACAUCAGUGGAAACCAAAAUCUUCCAUUUAUUGAAACCAUUCUACACUAUGGAACAUUUUUAUAAAUAGUACCAGUGGCAUUGCAUAGCUUUAUUUUGAGGCAAGAAAGAGACUUCAAAGAUCAGUUUAUUCAACCCUCUAUAAAAGGAUUUAUAGAUUCCUUUUAUUUAAUAGGGUGAUUUUCUCAUGAGUUUUCACCAUGUUUAAAAGACACUGUGCCCCACUCUCAUCCCAAGGUCUAUGGUCAACUUGACUCAAUGCUCUUAACUUUCCUCACUGAUUCCUGCUUAUCCUGCUCCUCCAAGCACAACUGCAUUUCCCAAAGGUAGAUCCAGUAAGCAAUACUCGCAAAGCACCCACCCUAUGCACACCAGUUUCCCUCAAGGGACUCAAAAGGAAUCGAGGUAGACCCUUCUCAGAGACUGUUUAACUGCAGACACAUCAGGUUACGUACUAAUACCCAAAACCAAAACCACCACCAAUGACU
Messenger RNA from Pongo pygmaeus (Bornean orangutan), 8128 nucleotides. RefSeq names its product tenascin R (gene TNR). Gene Ontology annotation, molecular function: protein binding. The record is from RefSeq and is a predicted model, not a curated record. Bases 728 to 4855 code for a protein of 1375 amino acids. The transcript is spliced from 27 exons. NCBI's taxonomy places the organism in Eukaryota, Metazoa, Chordata, Mammalia, Primates, Hominidae.